AUGAAUACAGAUGUUGUCGUAUUGGCUGCCGGCAAAGGUACGCGCAUGCGUUCACAGCGCGCCAAAGUCCUGCAUCAGCUGGCGGGUAAAAGCCUGCUGCAACAUGUGCUGGACACCGCACAGAGUGUAAAUCCGCGAGAAAUAGCUGUUGUUAUUGGCCACCAGGCUGAGCAGGUGCAGGCGUCAAUCGCCCCGGGGCCGAAGUGGGUCCUGCAGGAUGAGCAGCGCGGUACCGGCCAUGCUGUGCAACUGGGUUUGUCGGCUUUAGCCGGUGAAGGUGUGGUGCUGGUGUUGUAUGGGGAUGUGCCCCUGGUGACGGAAGACACACUAAUUAGAACGGUAGAGGCUGCUAAAACAGGCUCUGUAGCACUAGUGACCGCUCACUUCGAUGAUGCCGCGCAGCUCGGAAGAAUCGUCCGGGACGACGACGGCAAAAUCCGCUGUAUUGUUGAAUAUAAAGAUGCCAGCGACGCUGAACGGGACAUAAAGGAAAUUAACUCGGGCAUUCUGGCCGCUCCUGCAACUUUACUUGCUCCAUGGCUGGCGAGCCUGCAGCCCGAUAACGCUCAAGGGGAGCUGUAUCUCACCGAUGUGAUUGCCAUGGCCGUUGCAGACGGCAUUACCGUCACAGGUAUAGAAGCACACGCACCCAUCGAAGUGGCGGGCAUCAAUGAUCGCGCCCAGCUGGCUGCGCUGGAAAGAGUCUAUCAGCACAAUCAGGCAGAUCAGCUCAUGGCACAGGGUGUCAGCCUGGCUGAUCCGAGUCGUUUCGACCUGCGUGGCAAACUCACAGCCGGCGAAGAUUGCUUUAUUGAUGUCAACGUCGUGUUUGAGGGAGAGGUUGUGCUGGGUCGCGGCGUGCGCAUCGGUCCAGGCGCCGUUAUUUCCAAUAGCGUGCUGGGAGAUAACGUCGAAGUUCAUGCGCAUACCGUGGUUGAAGGCGCAAUUGUUGCGGCGGACUGUUCUAUGGGCCCGUUUGCCCGUAUCCGCCCUGGUACCCGGCUCGACAGCGGGGUGAAGAUAGGUAACUUUGUUGAAGUCAAAAAAUCUCACCUCGGCGCGGGUACCAAAGCUGGCCAUCUGGCGUAUCUUGGAGACGCCACCAUCGGUGCUGAGUGUAAUAUCGGUGCCGGCACAGUGACCUGUAAUUACGAUGGUAUAAACAAACAUCCAACUCAUAUUGGUGACGAUGUCUUUGUGGGUACUAACUCGACUCUGGUCGCUCCGAUACAGAUCGAAUCCGGUGCCUUUAUUGCCGCAGGUUCAUCAAUCACCACAAAAGUGGCCAGUGAUAGAAAUGUGCCGCCAAUAUUAUUGGAAGGCCUGAAACGGCUCGAGUAUCGCGGCUAUGAUUCCGCCGGCCUUGCCGUCAUCGAGAAAAACGGCAACCUCUCUCGGCGUCGUAAGGUUGGCAAAGUUCAGGAGCUGGUUAACGAACUCAAGCGUUCGCCGGUCCGCGGUCAGAUUGGUAUUGCGCAUACCCGCUGGGCAACACAUGGUGUGCCUGCCGAAAAUAAUGCGCACCCUCAUGCUUCCAGCGAUCGCGUAUGUAUCGUGCACAACGGCAUCAUUGAAAACUAUGAAGCUUUGCGUGAUGAGUUGCUGGCUGAGGGUUAUGAAUUCGAAUCUGAAACUGAUUCUGAAACCGUAGCUCACCUGGUGGACAGGUACCUGAAAAAAGGCCUUGAUCUGCUUGAUGCCGUGCGCGCGACAACCAAACAGCUGGAAGGUGCUUAUGCGAUUGGUGUCGUAGCUAAAGACGCUCCGGACCGCAUUAUCGCCGCUCGCGCUGGCAGUCCUCUGGUUGUGGGUAAAGGCAUUGGUGAAAACUAUAUUGCCUCCGAUGUGUUAGCCCUGAAGCCGGUUACUGACCGAUUCAUUUUUCUGGAAGAAGGCGACCUGGUAGAAAUACGCAAAGAAAGUAUUUCUAUCUGGAACAUGGACAACGAGUCCGUUGUGCGAUCGGAUGUACAUGUUGAGAUGGCACAUGAUGAUGUGGACAAAGGCACCUAUCGCCACCACAUGCAGAAGGAGAUAUUUGAACAACCCCGCGUGAUUCAUGACACCCUGGAAGGUCGGUUGGGUCGUACGCAGGUAUUGGAGGGUGCGUUUGGCGUAGCGGCAAAAAAUAUUUUUGAUCAGGUGCAGGGGGUCAUGCUGGUCGCAUGUGGUACCAGCUACUACGCUGCAUCGGUCGCGCGUUACUGGAUCGAAGAGCUGGUUGGCAUUCCUUGCCAGGUAGAGAUAGCUUCCGAAUUCAGAUACCGCAAAGUAUCGGUACCCACCGAUACCUUGUUUGUAACGCUGUCGCAGUCCGGUGAAACUGCAGACACACUGGCUGCACUUCGAAUCGCAAAAGAACUCGGCUUCUAUGCAACUUUAACCAUCUGUAACGUACCAACAAGUUCCAUGGUUCGCGAAAGUGAUCUGGCAUUGAUGAUUCAGGCCGGCACAGAAGUCGGUGUGGCUUCAACCAAGGCGUUUACUGCACAGCUCACAGAUCUGAUGUUGCUGACGUUGAUGCUGGGUCGUCGACACGGAUUAACGCCUGAGCUGGAAAAAGAACUGGUACAGGGGUUGCACCAUCUGGGGGGUGUGAUCGAAGAGGUGUUGUCUCUGGAUAGUGUCAUCCACAACCUGGCGGAACGCUUCAUGGACAAACAUCACGCCCUGUUCCUGGGGCGCGGCACAAUGUUUCCGGUAGCAAUGGAAGGUGCUCUGAAACUCAAAGAAAUUUCCUAUAUUCAUGCGGAAGGUUAUCCUGCCGGCGAGCUCAAACAUGGACCCCUGGCGCUGGUAGAUGAUGACAUGCCCGUGAUUGCCGUCGCUCCAAACAACGAUCUGUUGGAAAAAUUGCAGUCAAACCUGCAGGAAGUGCGGGCUCGCGGUGGAAAGCUUUUUGUGUUUGCUGAUCGGAACAGCUCUUUCCGUGAAGAACCUGGUGUUACGGUGAUUCCUUUGCCACAUGUUCACCCGAUUCUUGCGCCCAUCGUUUAUGUUGUGCCACUGCAACUGUUGUCCUACCACGUUGCGGUUCUGAAGGGUACGGAUGUAGAUCAACCUCGUAAUCUGGCCAAAUCGGUCACUGUAGAGUGA
Molecule: messenger RNA, 3096 nt
Organism: Symbiodinium pilosum
Lineage: Eukaryota; Dinophyceae; Suessiales; Symbiodiniaceae
Source: the annotation of a GenBank genome assembly